Molecule: messenger RNA, 771 nt
Organism: Bipolaris victoriae FI3
Lineage: Eukaryota; Fungi; Ascomycota; Dothideomycetes; Pleosporales; Pleosporaceae
Exons: 2
Coding region: 1-771 (256 amino acids)
Biological process (GO): carbohydrate metabolic process
Cellular component (GO): intracellular anatomical structure
Molecular function (GO): isomerase activity
Source: RefSeq, a predicted model, not a curated record
AUGGCACCACCCAAACGCGCUCUGUUCUCCCUCAAUCUCGACACAGACGCCGACCACGUCUAUCAAAGAGUCGAAGACCACAGCAAACCCAGCGACGAGCGCAUCAAAGUUCUUGAGACAAAAGGACCUACCCACGGCCAUACCGAUCUAAGUUUCGUAACGAAGCCCUUUGAAAAAACCGUAAAUCGAGCCGUUGAAAACGUCCUCGACGGGAAAAAAGUCGUAUCAAAAGAAGGCGAAAUAACAUACUCGACCACCAGCUCCGACCAAACCCCCCUCCGCAUAGUCGUAGGCUGCGACGACGCAGGCGUCGGCUACAAAAACACACUAAUCAAAGACCUCGAAUCCGACUCUCGCGUCGCCAGCGUCACAGACGUCGGCGUGCCUUCCUCGUCCGACAAAACCGCCUACCCACACGUCGCCGUCUCCGCCGCCCAACUCGUCGCUGAAGGAAAAGCAGACCGCGCGCUGCUCAUCUGCGGCACCGGCCUUGGCGUCGCCAUCUCCGCGAACAAAGUCCCCGGGAUCCGCGCCGUCACUGCGCACGAUAGUUUCUCCGUGGAGAGAGCGAUCCUGAGUAAUGAUGCGCAGGUGCUGUGUAUGGGCGAGCGCGUUGUGGGGAUUGAGUUGGCGAGGAGGCUGGUGAGGGAGUGGUUGGGGUAUAGGUUUGACAAGGGGAGUGCGAGUGCGAAGAAGGUUGAGGCGAUUAUGGAGCAUGAGAGGAAGAAUUUUGAGGGCUUGGUUAAGGAUCAAGCGGGUCAGAGCUGUUAA